AAAAACAGCUGACUGAAGCAUUUUCUAUCCCCUCCCCUUCCCUUUCGUUGUCACAUUCGAAGCCAAAAUUUCAAGUUUUAUAAAUUUAACCAAAUAAUAAGGACGCGAGACGCUUUGGCCGAUGGCGAAUCACAACUGAGGAGAUGUACAAAGCCCUGCUCCGCGCAUUCCCCAUCGAAAUUCCCAGCGCCAUCGCCAGGCGUCUCAAUAUCACGAAUAGCGUCAAAGUAAAACGCACGAAAAUGGAAACGAGCUACGACUUCAACCGACGCUGGACACCAAUUCUGGGUGCCAAUGGUGGCAGGAAGAGCAUUAACAACAAUAAGGCGGCCACCUUUAAGCUGGUCUCGUACAAUAUUUUGGCCCAGGACCUGUUGCUGGAGCAUCUGUAUCUGUACCAGAAUAUCCAGCAGGAGUUCCUCACGUGGCGUCGUCGCCAGCAGAACCUUCAGCGGGAGCUAAUCCGUCUGAAUCCUGACAUCCUGUGCCUGCAGGAGAUUCAGUUCGAUCAUUUGGCCCCGUUCAUCCAGGGUCUGGGCAUGGGCAGCGGCCGACGGCUGGCCUAUGUGUACAAAAAGAAGACCGGCCAACGGACGGAUGGCUGUGCCAUUGUCUAUGACUCGACCAAGUUCCAGUUGCUGGAUCAACAAGCCGUGGAGCUGCAUGAUCCCGAUGUGGCUCUGCUCAACCGCGAGAUGGUGGCGUUAUUUGCCAAGUUUCGCUUUAAGAACUACCCAACUCCCAAGGAAUUCGUGGUGGCCACCACUCAUUUGCUGUACAACCCAAAAAGAUCGGACGUGCGCUGUGCCCAGUUGGCCAGAACUCUCAGGGAGCUAAGCACCUUUGCCACGGACGACACACCAGUGGUCUUGACCGGCGACUUUAACAGCGAGAUAUUCAGCUCACCCAUCCAGCUGCUUAUCGGCGAGGAAGGAAGAAAGGAAGCCUGCAAGGAGACGGAUACUAUGAGGUUCGAUAUCAUAGAUCCGGGCGAAGGCACUGUCUCCACGUACCAGGACAACUGGAUCACCGUGGACUACAUCCUGCGAUCACUCUGCUCGAAAAGCAAGCACAAGCUGCUGCCGAUCAGCGUCUACUCACUUCCCACGAUCCAAGCCUGCUUUCGCGUGGGCAAGAUUCCCAAUCACUAUCUGGGCUCGGACCAUUACGCCACAGGCGCCAUCUUCAGUGUUAUUUAGAUCUUAAGAUUGUCCCCUCAUUAAAGUGUUGUACAACUCA
Molecule: messenger RNA, 1239 nt
Organism: Drosophila kikkawai
Lineage: Eukaryota; Metazoa; Arthropoda; Insecta; Diptera; Drosophilidae
Gene: angel
Product: protein angel
Molecular function (GO): 3'-5'-RNA exonuclease activity
Source: RefSeq, a predicted model, not a curated record